GAUAGAAAUCCAGUAGCGCGGAGAUCCAAGACAGGCGGGCGGGUGCGCGCGCGCGGGGGACCUGUUAGCUGUCUCGGUGCUACAGAUUUGCGCAAACCAGCACCAAGCCUGGAAACAAAAUCAACAUCUGGUCACUUCAUAAAAGCAGUGCAUCCCAAAACUUUUUUUUUUUUGCACAUGACGUGCAAGGGCAGCGGGACAAGCCGUCGGAUCGACAACAACUGAAGAAAAAGGGGGGAAAUGUCCUGGUGGCCGCGCGGUGAGGAGGGGGAGGAGAGCCAGCAUCCUGACACUGAUUCGGAUGUUGCAGAACAGAGAGAUGGUGGCAAAGUGAAAGUAAAGUGGACACAAGAGGAGGAUGACAAGCUAAAGGCACUGGUUCAAAAACUUGGACAGAAUGACUGGAAGAAUGUCGCCACCCAUAUACCAAAUCGCACCGAAAACCAAUGUCAACACCGCUGGCUUAAAGUUUUGGAUCCCGACCUAAUUAAAGGCCCUUGGACAAAAGAAGAAGAUGACAAGGUCAUAGAGCUUGUCAAUCUCUACGGUAACAAACAAUGGAGUGUCGUCGCCAAGCAUCUGAAGGGCAGGGUUGGGAAGCAGUGUCGAGAGCGUUGGCACAACCAUCUCAACCCCAGCGUGAAGAAAUCUUCAUGGACAGCUGAGGAGGACCUCGUCAUCUAUAAGGCUCACUGCGUCCUUGGAAAUCGCUGGGCUGAGAUUGCAAAGCUCUUGCCAGGAAGGACCGAUAACGCCGUCAAGAAUCACUGGAACUCAACAAUUAAGCGCAAAGUCGAAAUGGGCUUCUACUCAAGGCAGGAUUUUAAACCAAGCGAGCUUGAAGAGCUGCUCGCCCAUGUGAAAGAUAUGCAGAUUUUGAUGAUGCAGAUGCCCACUUGCUCUCAAGAUCAUGCUGACCCGGAUUCAGAGCAGGAAACGCACACCCCAGAAAUGUCAGACUUAACCACCGUCAAUGGUGACGAUGAGGCGGGUCCUUCCCGGGUUGUGCCCUCUCCGAAGGACGCGGCAAGUCUUGUGUCAGAGGGGGACAACGCAGGAGAGAUGAAUUGCACCAACUGGGUUGUGGACAACUCUGGAUUUCUCUCCCCUGCGGGGCCUGUCCUGAGGGAGGUCCUGGACAUGGUGGAUGGGGACCUCGAUGGCUGGUGUAACCUUGCAGCAUUCGACUUACCUGAAGAGAGCCACAGCCCAGAACGCCACCAGUUCCGUCUUGAAGGCAGCGCCCUGCAGGAGUUAAGCAAAGGCAGCAGAGGCGAACUCAUACCCAUCUCUCCCGGAGGGAUCACGCCUCCAUCCAUAUUGAGUCAUCGAAGUCGGAGACGCUUGUCUCCUGAUGCGAACAGCUUAAUGACGCCAAAGAGCACACCAGUCAAGAUUUUGCCCUUUUCACCCUCUCAAUUCCUUAACAUGUGGACGAAGCAGGACACUCAUGACCUGGAGAACCCAUCGCUCACAUCCACACCGGUGUGCAGCCAGAAAGCCAUCGUUACCACACCUCUGCAGAGGGACAAGACCCCGAUCAAUCGAAAGGAAAACUCUGCGUUUGUUACACCCAACCACAAGUCCGAGCUUUGCACGAUGCCACGUACUCCAACGCCAUUCAAAAAUGCCCUGGAGAAAUACGGCCCUCUGCAACCUCUGCCUCAGACUCCGAACCUUGAGGACGACAUUAAUGAAGUGAUCCUGAGAGAUGUGGGUAUUGACUUGGCGGUUCAACUUCCAGCUGUUCCUGAGCAAAGACGCAAAGCAGUGCAUCGCCCUCCGAUGAAGAAAGUCCGGAAGUCAUUGGCACUUGAUGACUGCCAAGUGAUGCCCAAGUCCAAACGCAAAUCUAAGACUGAAGCCAAACAUUGCAUCAAGGAAGAAUCGUUGUCGGUUGCCGAGAGCGCCUCUUGUUGUCGUAAAACCCAUGAAAAUAUUUUGGAUCAGGGAUUCCUUUUGGGGCCAAGUGACAGUGCUAUCUUUCCCAGUGCGGUGCCCCCAAUUCCGAUGUCCAAAGAAUGGGAGGCGGUUGCAUGUGGGCAAACAAAAGAUCAGCUCAUUAUGACGGAGAAAGCAAGGCGCUUCCUGCGCUCCAUAACAUCGCGGACGACAAACAGAGCUCUGGUCUUGUCCUGAGACUAUUUGCACCUUUGUACCAAGUUGUUACACAAACACAACAGAAUGUUCUGUUGUUUGCGUUUGAAGAAAAGUACUGUAUGCGCCUUGUAAAUGUGACAACAUGUUGGAACAACUUACGAGUCGUCUGCAUGUUUACAUGAUAGCUUAAAUCGAAAACUUCUGCAGGAACACAUUGAGAUGUAAAUGCUUUUAGAUUUUGUCGAAUUCUAAAGGCCAUUUUAAGGCUUGAAAUCAAUAUAAUUGCAUUUCAUUAUAAUUGCAGUCAAACAACUUUGUAAAUAAAUAGUUGAGCAUUCAACUAGGAAAAU
Hippocampus comes (tiger tail seahorse) is the source of this 2450-nucleotide messenger RNA. It is a transcript of the gene mybl2b, whose product is annotated as v-myb avian myeloblastosis viral oncogene homolog-like 2b. The transcript has 15 exons. Gene Ontology annotation, cellular component: nucleus. The record is from RefSeq and is a predicted model, not a curated record. Gene Ontology annotation, biological process: regulation of DNA-templated transcription. Gene Ontology annotation, molecular function: DNA-binding transcription factor activity, RNA polymerase II-specific; RNA polymerase II cis-regulatory region sequence-specific DNA binding. NCBI's taxonomy places the organism in Eukaryota, Metazoa, Chordata, Actinopteri, Syngnathiformes, Syngnathidae. Bases 241 to 2139 code for a protein of 632 amino acids.